Lactuca virosa is the source of this 533-nucleotide messenger RNA. The record is from the annotation of a GenBank genome assembly. Lineage: Eukaryota; Viridiplantae; Streptophyta; Magnoliopsida; Asterales; Asteraceae.
AUGGAUAGAAAAGUGAGUUUGUAUGCAGACACAUCUCUAGAUCGUCCCUCCACCCCAGCUCCGCCACGUCGGCCAUCCGCCUACAGCUCCGCCGCUUCGGCCCUCCGUCUACAGCUACGCCGUUCGUCCCUCCGCCUACAGCUCCGCCGCCUUGGCCCUACCCCCUGCUCACCCCGUUACUUUCUGAUUAGGAACUUGUAAUCAUGAGUGGAUUACAGACACAAGACUUCCCUUCUACAUUAAGAUUAACAAAAGCAACAAAAGAUGUUAAUUUUAUUGCAGAACCUGAAUCAAAGCCAAAGAAGAAAAUCUGUUGUGCUUGCCCUGACACUAAGAAACUCAGGGAUGAAUGUGUUGUUGAGCAUGGUGAAUCAGCUUGCUCAAAAUGGAUUGAAGCUCAUCGAUUGUGCCUUCGUUCUGAAGGCUUCAAUGUAUGAAUUCAAAUCACAGAUAUCAAAUAGAAGGAGAAUAUUUGGGUUUUAGUUUUCAUGAACUUAUGCAUCAAGCAAAUCCAGAAUAAAUGAUUUUUUAUU